CGAGUUGAGGCACUUUCACUUCGUACUCGUCGCCCACACUGUAUUCUCUUUACACUUCAGUUUUUCAGUGAAUCUCGUAAUCUUAUUUAGAUCUCAUCAUAUAUCGUAUCCUCUUCCAACUCAAUUCGAUUCGAUAAUGGCUUCUUCAGUGCUCUCCAUAGCUUCACACUCGGUCUCUCCCUCUUCUUCACUAUCGAUGCACGAAAAACAAAAGGGAAAGCCCAAGCUUGGAAGCAACAGAGCCAACCCCUUCUCGAAUUCAAGAUCUUCGGGUCGGAUCUCUAUGGCUGUUGCAGUUAAUGUUUCUCGAUUUGAGGGCAUUCCGAUGGCUCCUCCUGAUCCAAUUCUUGGAGUUUCUGAAGCAUUUAGAGCAGACAGAAACGAUGUCAAGCUCAAUCUUGGAGUUGGGGCCUACAGAACGGAGGAACUGAAGCCAUAUGUGCUUGAUGUUGUUAAGAAGGCAGAGAAUCUUAUGCUGGAGAGAGGGGAAAACAAGGAGUAUCUCCCUAUUGAGGGUUUGGCUGCAUUUAAUAAGGCAACUGCAGAGUUGUUACUCGGAGCAGACAACCCAGUAAUCAAACAGCAAAGAGUUGCCACUGUCCAAGGUCUUUCUGGAACUGGUUCUCUGCGGCUAGGUGCAGCUCUGAUAGAACGAUAUUUUUCUGGGGCUAAAGUUUUGAUAUCAGCUCCUACCUGGGGUAAUCACAAGAAUAUUUUCAAUGAUGCUAGAGUCCCAUGGUCUGAGUACCGAUAUUAUGAUCCCAAGACAGUUGGCUUGGAUUUUGAGGGCAUGAUAGAAGAUAUAAAGUCAGCUCCUGAAGGAUCUUUUGUGCUACUUCAUGGAUGUGCUCAUAACCCUACUGGUAUUGAUCCAACACCUGAACAGUGGGAAAAAAUAGCUGAUGUAAUUCAAGAAAAGAACCAAAUUCCAUUUUUUGAUGUCGCUUACCAGGGGUUUGCUAGUGGAAGCCUUGAUGCAGAUGCAUCAUCUGUGAGAAUGUUUGUGUCACGUGGCAUGGAGGUUCUUGUAGCUCAGUCAUACAGUAAAAAUCUGGGUCUCUAUGCUGAAAGGAUUGGAGCAAUCAACGUCAUUUCAUCAUCACCAGAAUCUGCAGCAAGGGUAAAGAGCCAAUUGAAAAGGAUUGCCCGACCAAUGUACUCUAAUCCACCUAUUCACGGAGCUAGGAUUGUUGCGGAUGUUGUUGGAAACCCUGCUCUCUUCAAUGAAUGGAAAGCAGAGAUGGAAAUGAUGGCUGGAAGAAUAAAGAAUGUUCGACAGCAGCUAUAUGAUAGCAUUUCUUCAAAAGACAAGAGUGGAAAGGAUUGGUCAUUCAUUCUCAAGCAGAUAGGCAUGUUCUCAUUCACGGGCUUGAACAAGGACCAAAGUGACAAUAUGACAAAUAAGUGGCAUGUGUACAUGACAAAGGAUGGAAGGAUUUCCCUGGCAGGAUUGUCGUUGGCCAAAUGUGAAUACCUUGCCGAUGCUAUUAUUGACUCGUUUCAUAAUGUCAGCUGAAACUCAAUGAAAUAUGCAGUAGAACCAAGCUUGUAUUUUUGGUGAGUAUUAUCCCCAAUCACAGUGGUUGGCAUACAUGAAAAUAAUUUAGUUAUGUAUGCAUUGUCAUACGAAUGUACCUUAAAAUCCAUUAGGAAAUUUUGUAAGUUGAAGCAAAGUAUUGAUGCAUGAGUUUGCUUCUCAGACUUUGAAGCAAGUUGAAUCAAAGUAUUGAUGCAUAAUGAGUAUGUUUCUCAAUUCAUGUGGGUAAGAUUCAAUAAAGCAUUAUGACAAUAUUUUUG
Messenger RNA from Gastrolobium bilobum, 1797 nucleotides. Its product is annotated as aspartate aminotransferase P2, mitochondrial. Bases 137 to 1516 code for a protein of 459 amino acids. Lineage: Eukaryota; Viridiplantae; Streptophyta; Magnoliopsida; Fabales; Fabaceae. The record is from RefSeq and is a predicted model, not a curated record. The transcript has 12 exons. Gene Ontology annotation, molecular function: pyridoxal phosphate binding; transaminase activity. Gene Ontology annotation, biological process: amino acid metabolic process; biosynthetic process.